Oncorhynchus masou masou (cherry salmon) is the source of this 1820-nucleotide messenger RNA. RefSeq names its product proheparin-binding EGF-like growth factor. Gene Ontology annotation, molecular function: epidermal growth factor receptor binding; growth factor activity. The transcript has 6 exons. Gene Ontology annotation, biological process: epidermal growth factor receptor signaling pathway; positive regulation of cell population proliferation. Lineage: Eukaryota; Metazoa; Chordata; Actinopteri; Salmoniformes; Salmonidae. Bases 69 to 827 code for a protein of 252 amino acids. The record is from RefSeq and is a predicted model, not a curated record.
GGAAGAGGAAGCAGAGGCAGAGCAGGACUAGUCUCUCACUCAGGACAGAAUACACACAAUAUUAGGACAUGAACACUCUCAUUCUCUCCUCUCUGCUGUGUUUGGUUGUUAGCGCUCUAGGUGUCCUGGGAUCCACGGUGACGUUAUCGGCAGAGCUGAGCCAUGUGACAGAUGCGUCAGCCUUGGGGGAAGGGGAGGGGCUACAGAGCUCUCUGGCUGAUGAGGAUGAGGAGGAACUGGAUGAAGCUAUGUCAGGAGGUACACCUACAGACGGUACACCCAAAGCAGCGGUGCGUCACGGUAAGAACAGAAAGGAGAAGGGGAUAAGGGGUCCGAAAGGCAAAGAGAAUCCAGGAAAGAGGAAGAACAAGAACAGUAGUAGACGCACCACGACCUUCAACCCUGAACACACACCAGGACACACGUUGGAGUUCACGGCCGACCGCACACACCAGACCUCAGGACGUGUUACAGAGGACCCUUGCAGCUCCUCCCACCAGGCAUACUGUAUCCAUGGAAACUGCAAGUACAUGGCGGACCUGAGAGAGCCUGUGUGUGUCUGUGAGAAGGGUUACGAUGGUGAGCGUUGUGGCAUCCUGCUCCUACCUACGAGGACGGAUGAAGAGGAGGAGAGAAGCAUCGCUGAGGUGGUUCAGACUGUCCUGGUCAUCAUAGCUGUGGUCCUCUCCAGCAUCAGCUGCCUCGCCAUACUGCUCAUGACCUGCACACAUUACAGGACACAUAAGAACUUCCUGGUUGCCUACCUGGCCUCCAGCAGUGAGAAGCAACAGCUCCAGAUGACCACACCCUGUGACAUCACGGUGUGACCAUCAGCAGAGAACUUAAAGGUCUGGAACCAUAAUUUAGAACCAUGAGAACCGAGACAAUCAGAGGAGAACCGGUGCUGACUCCUGCCCAGCGGAGUGAUCUACUGAACGGACACUACAACUCCAGACAGUAGAGCGUUCUGUAGAAAAACCAGCGUAGAACCGUCUUGAAGGACCACAUAGAACUGCCUUGUUGUUUAUUUAUUUGAUUUGACUUAUUUAUUGAGGACAGAGCUUUCUUUUGACUGGUGUUGUGUUAGAUGUGAUUGGACCGUGAUGUUGAGCAUACCGUCCAAUCAUUUCACUACUAAGUUAUUGCUUAUUUAUUGCCAUGCGUCUCCGAGGGAACAACAGAGAGAUACGGUUAUUGAUAAUCCUGGACAUAGAUGGAAUCUAUCGGUUCACUAAUAAAGUCCUUCAGUGUUAUAAGAAAUGUUUUUAUGUGUGUUUGUGUGUGCCAACAUGCGUGGGUGUAUGUGGGUGAGUCCUGUACCCAAACAUAGACACACAGUAAAGUGGCAGAGGGAGAGAGAGAGAAUAACUCUCACAAAGAACCUCAGCACAUAGUUCUAAUAUUUAAUUCUCUCUCUGUGAUGUCACAAAGGGAUGGAAUGCAUUAUUUAUGACAUCACCGAAGUAGGAUUUUAAAAUGGAAUAGAACACUCCGAAGCAGCAUAGCAUCAUAGUUCUCGUAUAUUCUCCUGGGAGUGAAUCUGGAACAAAGUGACAUGAGUUGAAUGAAAGGAUUGGAACCAUUAUAAAGAUACAACGACAAUUGAAGCAAUCUUGAGUAGGCCACUUUCCGUGCUCUUUUAUGGCAUAUUAAUCAUGAUCCUUUAUCUCAUUCUGGAGCAAACCAAAACUAUGGAAGUUGAAAUAAUAGAGAAGAAGCAUCAUAAUCAUCAAGAUAGUUUGAUCUCUAUGAUUCAUAGACUCAGUUCAUGUGUGAUGCCACCAUCCGCGAGGAGGUCAAAUACUAAGUUCAUACAUAAA